This is a messenger RNA of Effrenium voratum, 2222 nucleotides long. The record is from the annotation of a GenBank genome assembly. Lineage: Eukaryota; Dinophyceae; Suessiales; Symbiodiniaceae.
AGAGCCCCGGACCAAGUCUCUCACCGUUUCCCAUUUGAUGGCGGCUAACGAAGCGGUUCAGGCUGCCUUCAGGCGGUUUGACGUGGACCAGUCAGGGUCCAUCAGCCGAGAUGAGCUUGGGAACAUCCUAAGAGGCUUGGAUAGUUCCUGGACUGAUGACUCCAUUGACGACUUGUUGGCGCAGGCAGAUGCUAGCGGUGAUGGACAGCUCCAGAUUGAUGAGUUCUUGAAAUGGAUCUUUGCGGAAGACCAGGAUGUUGGAGCUGCCUACAUCGGGGAGUUCACCUAUUCAAUCUCAAGUUGUUCCAAGCCGGAGAUGAAUGGAGACUAUGUACAGAGGCCAAUAGCUUUCAAUGGCCGCCCGAUCUUCCAGUGUUUUGAGAACGGGCUCCACCUCAUCUAUCACAAGGCCAAGAAGCAGUGGGGCAUCGGGAAGGGCCCCACAAAUCCUCCAAUUUGUCGCUUGCGGACCGAGCGAGCGCCUCACAUGGCCCGGGCCAAUUGGGCUUUGUGGCAGGAGGGCCGCAAGGCAUACGUGCGGGAGAGCCGAAUGAGCUGUGGCUUCAAGCGCAGCCCGGAAGAGGUGGAAGCGGCCUGCGAGAAGGCCCCGGAGAUCAUCCACCACGUUUGUGUCGAAGGCGAGGCGCUGGGGCUCUUUCGGAAGCAAGGCGAGAUCGUGAAUGAGAGGCCCGUGUACUUGCACGACAAAACCGGCAUGUUCCUCUCCUACGACAAGGAACUGCAGAAGUGGAAGGUCAGCAAAGAGCCGAACGCAUCUUGCAAAGGAGUGCAUUUCAGUGAGUUGACAAAAGCCUACUCCCCGAUCAAGGCAGUUUGGAAGAGCGAGGGAGAGACAGUCCUUUGGGGCACUCCGCAGCCCAGUUCUUGCGUCGCCAUCCCAGAAGGCUGGAAAGAUCCAGAUUUCCCGCCAGAUGCAAGCAGCAUUGGCAACAUGAAGGAAAGCAGAUGCGCUGCAAAGCGCGGGGCCAGCAGGGAGAUUGAGUGGGUCCGAGCCUUGACCAUGUCCAAGCAGCGCACGCCGCUGUACGAGCCGGUCUUGUUUGGGGACAUCACUCCAGCGGAUGCGCUUCAGGGGGCUGUGGGCAACUGCUGGAUGAUCGCAGCUUUCGCCCAGAUGGCGGAGUUCCCCUCCUACAUCAAGGAGCACAUCUUCAUCACCAAGGAAAUCUCCCCAGAUGGCAAGUACGAGUUUCGGCUGUUUGACUUCAAAGCCAAGGACUGGACAGUGGUCCAAGUGGACGACUACCUUCCAUGCUUUGCUUCAGACAGAGCCACGGCGGAUGUCGCCUACGCGGACUUGAACGAUGGGAAGAUGUGGGUGGCCCUCCUGGAGAAAGCGCUUGCCAAGCAGUUCGGCAGCUACGCGCGCAUCAACGGCGGGAUCUCCGAGGUGGUCUACGCCAUGCUCACCGGGUGCGACAACCACUUUUCCAUUGGGCCCCGUGUCACUGGGGACAAGCCCAUAUGGGUGAUCACUGCAGAGGACGGCGUCCCCGUAAGGGGCAAGGAAGAACGCCUGGCAGCAGGGGCGCGCAUCCAGGAGUUGCGAAUUGUCGGUGGCUACCAACUCAAGUUCACCAAGGUGGAUGGUGAGGGCCCUGAUGAAGGUGUCAUUGAGUACUACAUGGCUGGCAAGCCCAUGGCGCGGCGAGAGACCAAGUUCCCUUGGUGCCACUUCGUGCAGCACGUCUAUGACAAGGAGGCAAACAAGCACAUGAAAAUUGAGGACAUCGAUGAUGAUCAGGCAUGGGCAAAGGCGCUGGAAGCAGAGGAGAAGAACUUUCUGCUCUCGGCGUGUCCUUUUGACUAUGCCAGCGAUGGCGUAGUGUCCAGCCAUGUCUAUUCGGUUUUGGCACUGAAGCAGGUGGGAGCUUUGCGAUUCGUUUGCAUGAGGAACCCCUGGGGUCGUGGUGAAUGGAAAGGUCCAUGGCAUGAAGGAGGCGAAGAGUUGAAAGCAAAUCCCGACGUGGCAGAGGCUUUGCAAGUGGACCUGGACAAUGACGGAAAAUUCUGGAUUGAAUGGGAAGACUACAAGUGGAGGGUGAAAAACUUUGCUGCAACAAUGUUUCCAAUGGCCACAAGACGUGGCCGCGAACGUCUUGGUGAGGAUGUAGACUGAUGUACUGGCUGAUGUGCCACGGUGCAUACGUUUCCGCGUUACUCGUUCAGCCAAGCUGUCCGAGCAUCUGAGUCACUGCUGC